Messenger RNA from Sycon ciliatum, 1241 nucleotides. RefSeq names its product N-alpha-acetyltransferase 10-like. Gene Ontology annotation, molecular function: protein N-terminal-serine acetyltransferase activity; protein-N-terminal-glutamate acetyltransferase activity. Gene Ontology annotation, cellular component: NatA complex. Lineage: Eukaryota; Metazoa; Porifera; Calcarea; Leucosolenida; Sycettidae. Bases 154 to 726 code for a protein of 190 amino acids. The transcript is spliced from 9 exons. The record is from RefSeq and is a predicted model, not a curated record. Gene Ontology annotation, biological process: N-terminal protein amino acid acetylation.
CUUUUUCACAACAACUCAAUUCGUCCAGUUUCGAUAGGCAGUUUCAAGCGGCGUGAGGCCGAUCAAAGUAUUUGGUGUAGCAUUGACUUAGAGUUUGGUGUGCUGAGAGCUAGGUAAAAGCAGUUGCUGUCUGCAGACUGCUGUUUGGACAAAAUGAAUAUCCGCUGUGCAACGCCCGAGGAUCUGCUGAACAUCCAGCACUGUAAUCUGCUAUGCUUGCCUGAAAAUUAUGCAAUGAAAUACUACAUGUACCACAGCCUUUCCUGGCCCCAGGUAUCGUACGUAGCGGAAGAUGAGAGCGGUCGCAUCGUUGGAUAUGUUCUGGCUAAAAUGGAAGAAGACAGUGAAGAUGCGCCGCAUGGACACAUUACAUCAGUUGCAGUCAAGCGCUCAUGCCGACGCCUUGGUCUUGCACAGAAGAUGAUGAUCCAGUCCUACCAAGCAAUGGUGGAAAACUUCAAUGCGGAAUAUGUAUCACUCCACGUCAGAAAGAGCAAUCGUGCUGCUCUGCAUUUAUAUCGGGAUUCAUUGACCUUUACGAUCACCGAAAUUGAGUCAAAGUACUAUGCAGAUGGUGAAGAUGCAUAUGCAAUGAAGCGAGACCUUUCGUCAGUGAAAGCUGAGCUUGCUGAACAGCGCAAGGCAGAUAAGCGAGAGAGUAAACUUCUUCAGCUGGUUCGCCAACGUGUAGCCAACACUCAAUCCAACCCAGCAGAAACGUCUUGAAGCUCACCUUCAGUCAGUUUCUUUUACCAAGGCGUCUGCCCCAGCGCGCCCCGCGUGUACAAGGUCCGUUACCAAACCAGACAAGAUCACCUCUGUACAUACAAUUGUACAUGUAGACCAGUUGGUGAUGAGUUGAGCUUGAUUGCUUUACUAAUCUCAACCCCCUCCCCCCCCCCCCCCUUUCUACCUCUACUACCUCUAGGUAGAUUUCUCUGUCUUGAUUCCUGCUGGACAUGUACGAGUCGCUGGAUUUUUUUCUUAUUUUCAAAUGCUUCCUGUGCCUUUCUUGCAGCAAGCUGUUUGAAUUCUCAGCUCGGGCCUGCAAACGGUACCCUGAUAUGCACUAUCUUUGGCUAUGCGCGUGGUGGUGUCUACAUUUAUCAUCAAGAGUUCGUAAACUGGUGUAUGCAACUCGCCCAGUGGUGUGGAGAAGCGUAAUUCUACGUUCAUGUCAUUUUUACUUGUUCACCCGUUGGUUCCUGUUCUUCUGCAGUGCCACACGAUCGUCCCCUGUA